GAAAAAGAAAAUCCAGAGAAUUCUAGUCUUGCAAAUGUAGUGAAAUCGAGCGGUUGGAGUUCGUUUGCUCCAGAAGAGCAGAGAAGAAAGAGGAUAUUAAUGAAAAAAAGCGAGAGAGGUCUGUAGCCUUUUUUUUUUUUUCCCUGAUAGUAGCGGUGUUUUAGAGGUAAAAUGAUUCCUCCGAGCAGCACGACCGAAGUCAGCGUGGACAGCGUGGAGAAAGAGAAUGAAGUGGACAGCACAGAGCAGCCCCCUUCUCCAGCAUCAACUACCAGCCAGGAAUCAAAGCUGCAGAAACUGAAACGAUCACUCUCCUUCAAGACCAAAAGCUUGCGGAGUAAAAGUGCAGACAAUUUCUUCCAGAGGACUAAUAGUGAUGUGAAACUGCAAGUAGACUUGAUGCCUGAGGUGAGCACAAGCACUGGGCAGCUCCCCAGCUCAGAGAGCCAAGCGUCCUCCCCUACCAGAGCCCAGCAGCUGCCAGAAAACAACAAGUCUCACAUCUUCCAGGAGCACAUCUUCAAAAAACCCACCUUCUGUGAUGUCUGCAACCACAUGAUUGUUGGGACCAACGCUAAGCACGGACUACGCUGCAAGGCUUGUAAGAUGAGCAUCCACCACAAGUGUGCAGACAGUAUUGGACAGCAGCGCUGCAUGGGCAAGCUGCCAAAGGGAUUUCGACGGUACUACAGCUCACCACUACUCAUUCAUGAACAGUUUGGCUGCAUCAAAGAAGUGAUGCCUAUUGCCUGUGGAAAUAAGGUCGACCCUGUGUAUGAAACUCUCCGCUUUGGGACUUCCCUAGCUCAGAAAACCAAAAAAGGCAGUUCUGGAAGUGGGUCUGAGUCUCCCAACAGGAACUCUACAGCGGACCUGGCAGAAGUUCCUGAGGAAGGUGAUAGCUCUGCAGGCACCCUUGACACAAGCAGGAAACGCAGCAACAGUGUGUUUACAUACUCUGAAAAUGGCACAGACCACUUUGGAGAAGAACCAAAAAGUAUAAAUUCCCCGGGACCAUUUUAUAAAAGCACGUUACAAAUGAACACCUAUGUUGCCUUGUACAAAUUUGUACCACAAGAAAAUGAAGAUUUGGAGAUGAGGCCAGGAGAUAUGAUCACUCUUCUGGAAGACUCCAAUGAAGACUGGUGGAAGGGGAGAAUUGAUGACAGAACUGGAUUUUUUCCUGCAAACUUCGUUCAAAGAGUACAACACGAUGAGAAGAUUUACAGGUGUAUCAGGACAUUCAUUGGCUGCAAGGAACAGGGACAGAUAACUCUGAAAGAGAACCAGAUUUGUGUCACUUCUGAAAAGGAACACGACGGCUUUAUCAAAGUAUACAGCGGGAAGAAAAAAGGCUUUGUCCCCAUAGACAUCUUAGAAAACAUCUGAUUUCAACAGCCUGCUUGCUGCAGUAGGAGCCCUUUGUUGGCAAUGCCUGUCUGCCUCAUCUCACACUGUGUCAACCCAGUCAGGCUGUCUUGCAGAUGUUCAGGGAAACAGUGAGAAAACUGCAACUACAAGAAGAAAAAGACAUUUAGACUGCCACAGCAACAUUAAGAAAUUAGAAAAGUGGAAUGUUUGAAAGAAAAUAUAGUCAGAAACCACUAGGGAAACGAGAGGUCCUUGGAUACUCACAGGAAUAAGAUAAAGAAAAAAUAAAAUCUGGGCUGAUUUCUAGUGCAAGACGGCUGUUACAACCCUGAUGGAGACAGACAGCUUGUUCUGAAGGACUAAACUCGUGUCCUGUUCUUGUGUCUUACAAAACUGUUGGACUGCUUUCUUGUUUGAAGUGUGUAUUUAGGGGGGAGGGGGUAAAAUACCAUUCAAACUGUCCCUGUACUACAGUCCAAUGCUUGUAGUCAAGUGUGGCUGUGGUUCUACAGUUUUGUCCCUGGUAUCAACCGCUCAGUUUGAGCACGUAAUCCUGGUGUGUAGUCUCAUAAGAAAGCAGUUUGGAGACACCAUGUGAACGUCAGCCCAAGAAACGCACUGUGCCCUGGAAGUCGGCAGCUUUCUCUUUCUGUGCAAUCUUCCCAUAUGAAAGAGUAGCAAAAUUUUUGUGUCCUUUGUUGUCUCUGUACAUGAACAAAAGCUCUCAGCAUGUGUCGGGUGUGAUGGCUGCUCUCAUUGCUCAAAAACAGCUGGUCCUCCAGCUAUUCACAAGCCUGUUUGGAGGCACCCUUCUGUGUUUCUGCACCUUUGCCUGGUGAUACAGGCAGUGGGUGAAGUGCUGAGAGAGAGCCACAGGCUUGAAACGUUUUAUAUUUUUUUUGUGUUUAUUGCACUUACAAUAUUUUAUAUAUUAAUCCUAUUUAUAAAAAAAUAAAACAGUUAACUAACCCCCUGGAAGUCUGAAAGUGCUAGGAAAGGACAGACUGCACACAGAAAUGAAGUCUCUAGUUAUCAAAAUCCAGAACUUGUGACAGAAAAGCACUGAGUGUCUUAGCAUUGUGUUCACACACCAAAGGCGUCUUCUUCAUUUGCUAGAUAGAUGUUUUGCAGAUUCAGCAGUAAAUACACUGCCAUUGAUUCCUCCUUGGCAUAAACCACCUGAGUAUCCUGUAAAACAUCUCCACCCCAGUGACACUGUGCACACCAGGCCUGGUUUGUCCAUGUAAUCCUUCAUCUUCAAAGAUGUCUUGGACAUGUGAAUCUUUUGGUACCUGGAGAGCAGUCUGUGGGAACUGUGGUUCUUGUCCAAGUUGUACAUGUCAGCCAGUGCCAAUCCUGCUGUAGAGCAAGGGCCUUAUGAGGCCCUGUUUAAAGACAGGGAACCUAAUUUCCAAGUAUUUAAUUGGAUGUAAUUGCACCAAAUACAUUUAAACAGCUUAGCAUGUAUUACAAUGCAGAGAUUAAGUCCUAUCCUAAAGCUCCCUGCUGAAUUCAUGCCUUAUUGGACCAUCUUGAGACUGAAUGCUAGUCUUUAAAGCAAUUAACCACAAAUUGAUGUCCUAAAUCUUCAUACUGCAAAAAGAAAUUCACAUGCUGCAGGGCUGCCCUAUUUGAAUAGCUGAUCUUAUACAAAGCCUUAUGAAACCCAGUGCCACUCUACACAUGACCAGAAGUUCACAGAGCAGAUCAAUCUUCAACCUCUCAGAGAGGCAUUUUGCAGCUCGUGUAUCUUGUAUUUAGUAUCACUCAAUUAUAGGGGAGGAAGUUGUAGGGUUGUCAGCUGCUGAAACGUGGUCCUUCAUAAUGUAGAGUGGUCUAUACCAAUUACUAAUGUCCUCGUUGCUGAUCAAAAGUAUCCGAUUUCAUAUCUUCUGUGGGAAUAUCAGCAAUUUAUAAAUGGGGUGGGUUUUUUCAGUUCAAACAAUGGACAUUUGCUCAGCUCAUUUUCCUAAGUAACCAGUAAACUCAGUGGGAGGAAGAAGAUUCUCAUAAGCCUUAAAGAUCAAGAAGAAAAGCAGUUGAGAUGUAUUAAUCCACUCUGCUCUGUAAGAUUUUUAUUUUUUUUUAUAUUCACCCAUUCAAAGGAAAAACUCAUAUGUUCAUUAGAAUUAAAAUACUUGCUACUUUUGAUCAGACUUUUCAAGUUGGCAAAGGAAAUUGGUUUCAAUCGAUACAUUUGUGCUGUUGUUUACAUGAUUGCAUCAUACUGUGAUUCCUAUUUCAGUCUUCUAUGAUUUCUAUUUAUCUCUACAAUGUGCAUCAUACUAUUCAAAGAAUUAUAUUAAUAUUACUUACAACUCACAAUGGCCUUUAAUCAAUGUCAGUUUGAUUCCUUUUGAUACUGAGCAAUAAAUAAUAAAGUGACUGAGUAAAAACAAAACAGACCUUAUGUGGACUGUAUUACAUCUGAGAAAACUUUGCUUCUAAACCAAAGCUUUCAUGGUUAUCCUUUCUUUGUGUUGUUUGUUGGGGUUUUUUUUUGUCUUUUUACUGGGCUUUUGCUGCCAUUUGAUAUGGAGAUGUAAUUUAUGCCUAACUGAGCAAGAAGCACAUACAUGAGUCUUAUUUUAAGCAUGUAAUUCAUUGGCUAUUUGCAUGCUUAACCCUGAAGUGCUUUGCUGAAUUAAGGUAAAUUUCCUCAAUUUUAUUUUGUAUGCCUUACUCUGAAUCCAGAGGGGUAUCCCAUAUUUUUUUUCCUACCAUAUGCAGUUCACAAUAUAUACUGCAUUAGCAAGCAGUCAGAAGUCAGACAGAAGAUGGAAUGGACUUUAUCUGACAUAUGAUUAAAAAAAUUAAUAAUUUUAAAAGAUAAAUGCUGUUCACAUUUAAUUUAAUAUUCUACUUAAUAAAGACUAUGAGUUGGUUGCAAGAAGAA
Messenger RNA from Apus apus (common swift), 4267 nucleotides. RefSeq names its product SH3 and cysteine rich domain (gene STAC). Gene Ontology annotation, cellular component: extrinsic component of cytoplasmic side of plasma membrane. Gene Ontology annotation, biological process: positive regulation of protein localization to plasma membrane; positive regulation of voltage-gated calcium channel activity; skeletal muscle contraction. Lineage: Eukaryota; Metazoa; Chordata; Aves; Apodiformes; Apodidae. The transcript has 11 exons. The record is from RefSeq and is a predicted model, not a curated record. The coding region runs from base 172 to 1389 and encodes 405 amino acids. Gene Ontology annotation, molecular function: transmembrane transporter binding.